This is a messenger RNA of Metschnikowia bicuspidata var. bicuspidata NRRL YB-4993, 1413 nucleotides long. RefSeq lists its product as uncharacterized. The transcript has a single exon. NCBI's taxonomy places the organism in Eukaryota, Fungi, Ascomycota, Pichiomycetes, Serinales, Metschnikowiaceae. Gene Ontology annotation, biological process: mRNA 3'-end processing. The annotation marks the transcript as partial. Gene Ontology annotation, cellular component: RNA polymerase II, holoenzyme. The record is from RefSeq and is a predicted model, not a curated record. Gene Ontology annotation, molecular function: RNA polymerase II complex binding.
UCCAUGUCGUUCUCGCCCGAGAUCUUCCGCAACAAGUUGGACGCGCUCCAGGAGACGCAGGACUCCAUCGUGUCGCUCUCGCAGUGGGUGCUUUUCCACCACCGGCACGCCUCGCAUCUCUGCGAGCUCUGGGCAGACUACGCCUUGCAAACCAGCGCCGGCGCGCCGCUGAAAAAGAAGCUCUCGUUGCUCUACUUGUGCAACGACGUGGUGCAGCAGGCGCGCCACAAACGCAAGCCCGAGUUCAUCGCCGGCUUUGCCGCCCGCUUGCCGGCGGUGUUGCACGCCUUGUACGGCGCCGUGGACGAGCCCGUCAAGCCCAAGGUCGAGCGGCUCAUCUCCGUGUGGAACGAGCGCAGCGUGUUCACAAAGCCGCAGAUCGAGAACAUGCAGCACGCCGUGCUCCAGGCCAAGGACGGCCAGGCCUUCGACCCCGCCGACGCGCCGGACGCGGGCCUGAAGGCGCUGCUCAAGGCCGCCGCGCCGCCGCGCAUAGCCCCGCAGUUGGCGCCGGUCAACGGGCUCUUCUUGCACAUGGCCCAGCUCCUGGCCACCGCCUCGGCCAACGUGGCCCACGCGCACCAGCAGGCCCAGCUCUACUUGCCGGACGACCCGUCUGCGCUGGACGCCUUGCCCCUGCCCAAAGUGUACGUGUCCAAGCUCAACGUGUUGGAGAAGUUGUGCCUGAUGACCGUGCAGACGCUCGAGGACGCACAGACUGCCCGCCGCGACAUUGUGGCGGCACUUGCCGACUUGUCCCGUGAGGUGCUGGCCGGCCUGCCGCCCGACACGCUCCAGAUCGAGCUUCUCCAGCAAAAACUCGAGCGGGUGCGCUCCACGCGCGCCGAGCUUCUUGAUAUGGUCGAUGAGCUGCUGCUGCAGGGCGUGAACUCGUCUGUGGAACACCCGUCGCCUGCCGAGGAGCCGUCGCCUGUGUUUGACACCUCGCCAGACACUGCGCCGUCCGCCUCUGACAGCCUAGUUCCCACAUACGAGGACUCCAGCGACAGCGACAGCGACGCGGACCUGCCGCCGGCCAAGCGGGUGGCGGCGCUGCUGGACGAACCGCCAGCCCAAAAGAAACGCCGCGUGUCGGACGCCAGUCUCUCGUCCGCCACGUCCAAGAAAUCCGUGGCGUUCUCGGAGGAAAUCGAGGUCAAGGAGUUUGAGCGUGACGACCAGGCCAAUUACAUGGACAUCAUCGGUGAUGCUGGUGCCGACGACGAUGACGACGACGACAACAACAACUUGCCGGCCAAUGAUACUCAUGGCUUUGAAAUCCACCACAAGGACGCGGUGGAACUCAUGCACGAGCGCGAAUCCGAGCCCGGCCCGGGCCACUCAGACGAAUCUUUGUCUGCUCCCGAUCCAGACAAAGGAGACUUAUUGAGCUUGUUGUCGAAACUUGCCUAG